Linepithema humile (Argentine ant) is the source of this 2918-nucleotide messenger RNA. It is a transcript of the gene Spn27A, whose product is annotated as Serpin 27A. Gene Ontology annotation, molecular function: serine-type endopeptidase inhibitor activity. NCBI's taxonomy places the organism in Eukaryota, Metazoa, Arthropoda, Insecta, Hymenoptera, Formicidae. The record is from RefSeq and is a predicted model, not a curated record.
AAGCGCUGACCGGUUUUACUCUUCGCCAACUAGUACACUAGUUGCGUCGAAAGGAUCAGUUUGACUUUUGCGAGAGCGAACAUCACGCUAAUUUACAAAGAACCAAGUCACAUUAAUAAAUUCCGACAUUACGCAGUGUGAUCAUGCGGCUCCAAUUAAGAUAUUUAUGUCUCUUGUUCGCCGUAAUUUUUAUAAAACAAAACGACUGCGCCGUGAGGCAAAAUUCUUCACGGGCGAACGUUUCUUCAAGAGUUACUCCUCAAGUUGAAGAUGACGAAGAUUUUGUGCCUUAUCAGGGCGAACGUUUCACCGUAUUCGAUUGGAUGUUGUUCAAGAAUCUCGGCAAAGCGAAUGCAGGGAAUGUAUUACUGUCACCGAUAUCCAUAAAAUUAGCAUUGGUGCUUCUUUACGAAGGAGCUCAAGACCAAACUGCGCGAGAGCUUGCUGGAGCUAUGCAACUUCCGGUUAGCGUGCUGGCCACUCGAGAGAAGUUUAAUAAUAUUUUGAAAUCUCUGCAGACUCCAUCUUCCACAUAUACUUUAAAUAUCGGAUCACGCAUUUACGUUGAUAAAAAUGUAUCGACCAGACAACGUUACGCGGCAACAUUGAAAACUUUUUACAAUACCGAUGUGAUCAAUGCCAAUUUGUCUGAUGCGCAUUCAAUCGCGACUGCGGUUAAUUCUUGGGUCAAUAAUAUCACAAAUGGACACAUCGAGAAGAUGAUAGACGACGAGAAGGGUUUGGAGGACUCUGUAAUGUUGAUCGUGAAUGCGUUAUUCUUCAAAAGUGUUUGGCGCCGCAAGUACUUUGCGCCCGAAAAUACUAGGGUUUCCAAAUUUAACAUCAACGUUAACGAUAGCGUAAACGUGCCGUACAUGCAUGGCGUGGGUCGAUUUUAUUUCGCCGAAUCUGCAAGACUCGAUGCAAAAAUACUCCGGCUUCCAUACGAUGGUUCAAAAUUCGCUAUGUAUAUUAUUCUACCUCACACGCUGUCCGGUAUUGAUCAUAUUAUUAACGAGAUCAAUCCGUUUACAUUGGCGAGAGACAUAUGGGCCAUGCAAGAGUUGCCUCUCGAUGUUUGGAUCCCGAAAUUCAAGUUUGAGUUCACAAGUCACUUGGAAAAUACUUUGCGCGAGCUUGGUAUCCGUGAUAUCUUCGACGACACUGCGCAGUUGACGGGAAUAGCAAAAACAAAACGAGCUUCUAGACACUUGCAGGUAUCCGAUGUCGUGCAUAAAACUGGAAUAGAAGUAAAUGAGAACGGCACAACUGCUUACGCUGCUACAGAGAUACAGAUUGGAAAUAAGAUAGAAGAGGGUUCGUUCCACGCCAAUCACCCAUUUGUGUUUUACAUCGAGGAUGAGACCAGCGGCACUAUCCUUUACGUAGGCAAGGUGAAAAAUCCCCUAAGUGCAUCCGAGACUACGGGGAAAGUGCAGCACGAAUUCCCAUCGCGAUUUACCGACGAAAACGCAGCGAUGAAUUCUGUUCCUGCUGCGAUAAGUGCCGAAGACCGAUACUCCUUUUUCAACAUCGAUCUCUUGCAGAGAGUGAACGAGGACAUCGAGGGUAAUUUAGUACUGUCUCCAUCCAGUGCAAAAGUCGCCCUUACGAGUUUGGUGGAAGGUACUGGUGGUCGGACGCGUCAAGAACUUCUCGCAGCUCUGAGAUUGCCACCGGAGGAAUACGUCAUUAGAAAAUUAGCGAGACGCACUUUCCUGCCCUUGAAAAGCUACCAAAAUGGCACGGAAAUCGACGUAGCCACUCGCUUAUGGAUCAAUCCCAUUCUCAUGGCAUCCCCUAAUUACAUAACGACCUUGAAUAAUUAUUACGGAGCCGAUAUCGAACGGCUAAAUUUUGCAAACGCAAACAAUGCGGCAAAUGUAAUCAACGGCUGGGUUCGCGAACAUACACGAGAUAAUAUCAAAUCGAUCAUUCAGCCAGGCACUCUUAGCGCCGACACCCAAAUACUGUUAACAUCGGCCUUAUACUUCAAAGGACGAUGGUUGAAAUCCUUCGAUAGGCAUGCCACGCGUCCGCGGUGUUUCCGUGUUCCCGCACGUGGUUGCCAAAACAUUCUCAUGAUGGAAAAUAGUUCCAAGUAUCGGUACGGCUAUAUAGCUUCCCUCGACGCUGACGUAGUGGAAAUUCCGUACUCGAACGGCAUGACGUCGAUGUUGAUAUUUCUUCCGGCUCAUGAAGAGAGCGAUCCGUACCUCCAGAUCUUAUCCAAAGAUCUGUCGUAUGUUCCAAUGAAAACGCUGCUAAGUAGUCUCAAUGAAACUGAAGUGCUCCUUUCUAUUCCGCGAUUCAGCAUUGAGAGCAAACUAGAUUUACGUUCACCCUUGAUGCGCAUGGGUGUAUCGGACAUUUUCGGCCCGGCAGCAAAUUUCACGGGAAUCGUACAUAAUAAUUAUUUACGUAUAGGAAAUAUAAUUCAAAAUGCUAAAAUAGAAGUCGAUGAGGAGGGAACUAUUGCUGCUGCUGUAACAGAACUCGCAGUUGUGCCUCUUAUGGCUAACAUGGCGUCAACUUUUAUAGCAAACAGACCAUUUAUGUUUACUAUUGUCGAUCUGGUAACGAGCGAGACCAUGUUUGCUGGUCGUUUCAUGGGUCCUGCUACAGACAACAGAAGUGUUUAGAAAUAAGUUUAAUACUCAGGUUAUUGUUUUUAUAUUAAAAAAAUGCUCGUAGUAUGAAAGAUUAUCAUUUAUGUAUAUAAUACUGCUUUAUGUGCUACAUAUUAUGCAUAUAUUAUUGCAUAUUAUAUAUAUAAUACUGCUUCUUGUGUCACAAGUAAUGAUUCAGUUAUAAUUAGAUUGAUGAAAGGAGAUAAAAAGCCAAAGCUGGAUGUUAGUGGCUUGUUUAAUUUAAAUCUUCUUGGUCCAAAUUUGAGUACAGCGUAUUUAUAAUAUAUA